Messenger RNA from Mus caroli (Ryukyu mouse), 1359 nucleotides. Lineage: Eukaryota; Metazoa; Chordata; Mammalia; Rodentia; Muridae. The record is from RefSeq and is a predicted model, not a curated record.
AUGGUGCCCUUCCUGCUGGAGAGACAAGCAGCAGUAGCGCAGCUGCACGUGGAGCGGCCCUUGGCUGGAGGUGCCGGGUCAGCCGGAACCAGGUCUAAGCGAGCCGAGCCUUCAGCUGGCGAUGAGAAUUCCAAGAGGCUGUCGAGUCGUGCCCGAAAGCGGGCAGCCAAGAGGAGGGCAGGGUCUGUCGACGUCCCUAAGCCAAAUAAGUCUCCCGGGAUCAAAACAUUGCCUGGAGAGUUAUCCAAAGGAGCAGUCCAGGCUCGAGGUAAGAAGCGCCCAGCACCAAUUCAAAACAGUGAUGGGGACGAGGAGGAAGACUCGGGGGAAGAUGAUGUGGUGACCCAGGGGGACCUUUGGGGCUCUGACGACAGUGAUGAAGACAUGGUGGAUGACUACGGAGCUGCCUCUAAUUCAGAGGAUGAGGAGGAAAAGCUGUUGCCUAUUGAAAGAGCUGCCCUGAAGCAGAAAACCCAGGACGCCGCAGCUCGGGUCCAGUGGAGUGAAGAGGACACUGAUGAUGAAGAUGAUGAUGAUGGUGUGUCCCCUGAGACCCACCCCAGAAAGGAUGACAAAGCAGAGGGGGGCUUGCAGAUUAAUGUGGAAGAUGAGGAAGCCUUUGUGCUGCCCCCUGCUGGGGAGACGGACCAGGAAGGAAGUGCUGCUGAGCUGGCUGGCACUCCCUGCUCCCUGCCCCUAGCUCAGCUGAUGAAGAACACAGGAGUGAUCCUUGCCAACGAUGCCAAUGCAGACCGGCUCAAGAGCGUGGUGGGCAACCUGCACCGCUUGGGAGUCACCAACACCAUCAUCAGCCACUAUGAUGGGCGCCAGUUCCCCAAGGUGGUGGGGGGCUUUGAUCGAGUGCUACUGGACGCUCCUUGUAGUGGCACAGGAGUCAUCUCCAAAGACCCUGCUGUGAAGACGAACAAGGAUGAGAAAGACAUCCAGCGCUGUGCCCACCUUCAGAAGGAACUGCUACUCAGCGCUAUCGACUCAGUGAACGCUGCCUCCAAGACCGGAGGCUACCUGGUCUACUGCACCUGUUCCAUUACGGUGGAAGAGAAUGAGUGGGUGGUAGACUAUGCCUUGAAGAAGAGGAAUGUGCGGCUGGUGCCCACCGGCCUGGACUUCGGCCAGGAAGGUUUUACCCGCUUCCAAGCAAGGCGCUUUCACCCCACUCUGCGUUCCACCCGACGCUUCUACCCUCACACUCACAAUAUGGACGGUUUCUUUAUCGCCAAGUUCAAGAAAUUCCACCAGGCCACCACCAGCAAAAAGGAGGAAAUCAAUGACAAAGGGCAGCAGCCAGCCUCUGUCUUAAAUAGACUUGGAAACUCGUUGACAUUGUCUCUGGGUUGA